CAGUCGUCUUAGGCGAGGUUUAGACGAUGUAUCCGCCUCCCAGGAAGGACUUCAUCGCUUUGACCCUCAGCGACCCGCACAGUCACGCCUACAACAACGGCAAACACCGGAGACAGUCCUGCUGGAGGAAAUGGAAGCGCCUGUCUCGGCUGCAGCGGAGCCUCAUCCUCUUCCUGCUGGCUCUGCUGCUGAUUGUAGCUCUGCUCUCCUUCCCCGUCUUCACGGAGCAGUGGAGAGGCCUGUCCGAUAAGGAGGACUGGUUGGAGCUGAACGGCGGGAACUUGAACCUUCCUGCGGCCCUGCAGCCCGUCAUCAAUCCAGCUGCAGGCAGACCCCCAGCUCCUGUGGUGGGACCACAUCUGGAGCCGGCCGAGACUCCAGAAGCUGCCGCGCCGCCCAGAGGACCAAAUAUCCCGGUUUUGGCUAAACCUCCAAUAAAGAAAAAGACGUUCUUAAACAAGCGGGGCCCUCCGAGCCUGCAGAGGGACGGCAACGUCUCCGACACGAAAGGUGAAGGCAAGCCGAAGCAGCCGGCGGCGGCAGAGGAGAAGAAGAUGAUCAGCUGGAGAGGAGCGAUGAUCGAGGCCGACCAGGCCACAGAGCCUCCACCGUCGGCCAGAGAGAAGGAAGCCGCGACGCCGCCCGCAGCCACCGGCCGCCCCGAAGCUGGACCUGCAGACCGGCUGGAGGCGGUGCGGGACGCCUUCAGGCACGCCUGGAAAGGCUACAAGGACCACGCCUGGGGUCACGAUGAGCUGAAGCCCAUCUCCAAGUCUUUCGGAGAGUGGUUCGGACUCGGUUUAACCCUGAUCGACUCUUUGGACACCAUGUGGCUCAUGGGGCUGAAAGAAGAAUUUGCUGAAGCGAGGAGCUGGGUGGAGACGGAGCUGUCCUUCAACAAGAACGUGGACGUGAAUCUUUUCGAAACAACCAUUCGUAUCCUGGGGGGGCUGCUGAGCUGCUUCCACCUCACUAAAGACCAGCUGUUCUUGGACAAAGCUAAAGACCUCGGGACCAGGCUGAUGCCCGCCUUUAAAACCCCCUCAAAGAUCCCGUUCUCGGACGUGAACAUCGGGAUGGGGACGGCUCACCCGCCGCGGUGGACGUCUGACAGCACGCUGGCCGAAGUCACGAGCAUCCAGCUGGAGUUCAGGGAGCUGAGCCACGUCACCCAGGACCCCCAGUACCAGGAUGCUGCGAAUGAGGUAAUGAGGCUCGUCCACAAGCUGCCUGGGAAGCACGACGGCUUGGUGCCCAUGUUCAUCAACACCAACAGCGGUCAGUUCAGCCACAAAGGAGUGUUCACCCUCGGGGCCAGAGCGGACAGCUACUACGAGUACCUGCUGAAACAAUGGAUCCAGGGAGGAAAGGCUGAAGACGAUUUGUUGCAGGAUUACCUUCAGGCAAUCGAGGGGGUAAAAAAGCACCUGGUGAGGCAGACGGGACCCGGCAGGUUGACCUUCGUCGGAGAGCUGACUCACAACCGCUUCAGUCCUAAAAUGGAUCACCUGGUGUGUUUCCUGCCGGGGACUCUGGCCCUGGGGGUCCACAACGGGCUCCCGGGGGACCACAUGGACCUGGCGGUGCAGCUGAUGGAGACGUGCCAUCAGAUGUACAAACAGAUGGAGACGGGCCUGAGCCCAGAGAUCGCCCACUUCAACCUGCAGGCGAGCGACGGACAGGACGUCUUCGUCAAGCCGGCUGACAGACACAACCUGCUGAGACCGGAGACGGUGGAGAGUCUGUUCUACAUGUUCAGGUUCACCAAGGACACCAAGUACAGAGACUGGGGCUGGGACAUCCUGCAGAGCUUCAACAAGCACGCCAAGGUUCCCACUGGCGGCUACACGUCCAUCAACAACGUCCAGGACCCCGCCAACCCGGCCCCCCGGGACAAGAUGGAGAGCUUCUUCCUGGGUGAGACUCUGAAGUACUUGUUCCUGCUCUUCUCCGAUGACGCGGAGCUGCUCAGCCUGGACGAGUACGUCUUCAACACCGAGGCCCACCCGCUCCCCAUAUGGCCCUCGCCUCCUAAAUGA
Messenger RNA from Nematolebias whitei (Rio pearlfish), 2039 nucleotides. RefSeq names its product mannosidase, alpha, class 1B, member 1a (gene man1b1a). Gene Ontology annotation, biological process: N-glycan processing; carbohydrate metabolic process. Lineage: Eukaryota; Metazoa; Chordata; Actinopteri; Cyprinodontiformes; Rivulidae. Gene Ontology annotation, molecular function: calcium ion binding; mannosyl-oligosaccharide 1,2-alpha-mannosidase activity. The record is from RefSeq and is a predicted model, not a curated record. The transcript has 13 exons. The coding region runs from base 27 to 2039 and encodes 670 amino acids. Gene Ontology annotation, cellular component: endoplasmic reticulum; membrane.